Molecule: messenger RNA, 972 nt
Organism: Fusarium sp. VM40
Lineage: Eukaryota; Fungi; Ascomycota; Sordariomycetes; Hypocreales; Nectriaceae
Source: the annotation of a GenBank genome assembly
AUGGAUUUCGGAAACUUUGGAGCCGGCUUGGGCAAGAACCUCUCUAACUUUUCAGCUUCUAUUACUCCAUUUGCGUCGCGCACCUUCCAGUAUACCAAGGAGCAGUUUGGACAGACCGAUGACAAGACUCAGCUUCCCCCCGACUACAUCGACCUCGAGAAGCGUGUCGAUGCCCUCAAGCAAGCUCACCAGAAGAUGCUUGCUGUGACCUCGCAAUACUCCAACGAGGCAUACGACUACCCCCCUAACAUCAAGGAGACUUUCCAGGACCUUGGCCGCACCGUCAGCGAGAAGGUCAGCCUCCUCUCCUCCGCGACCUCCCCUGCCGAAGCCCAGGCCGCCCUCGUCGCUCCUCCCGCUGCCAAGCCCCAGCCCAAGACUUUCAGCCAUGCUGUCGCCCGCGCCAGUCUGUCUAGCAGCCAGCUCCUGCACCAGCACCACACUGGUGCCGGUGAAGACCCUCUUGCGACGGCCCUGGAGAAGUAUGCGCUUGCCAGCGAGCGUGUUGGCGAGGCCCGUCUUGCCCAGGAUGCCCAAGUUCAGAGCCGCUUCCUCGCUGGUUGGAACACUACCCUUAACACCAACUUGAGUUUCGCUACCCGCGCCCGUAAGAACGUUGAGAACUCUCGCCUCUCGCUUGAUGCUGUCAAGGCCCACGCCAAGGGUACCACUUUCCGCCUCGGCGGCCAAAGCGAUCAGCCCCACGACGAGCAGGAGUUGAGCCCUGAGGCCCAGGAGGAGGUUGAGAAGGCUGAGGACGAGUUUGUCACUCAGACCGAGGAGGCCGUUGGUGUCAUGAAGAACGUCCUCGACACACCUGAGCCCCUGCGCAACCUUGCCGAGCUUGUCUCCGCUCAAAUUGAGUAUCACAAGAAGGCAUAUGAAAUUCUUACUGAGCUCGCCCCCGUCAUUGAGGGUCUUCAGUCUGAGCAAGAAGCCGCCUACCGAAAGAGCCGCGAGGAGUCUUCUUAA